UUGAGACUAGAAGACUUCAAAUCUGAUCGAAUUUUGCAGGCUUGUGUGGGAUCUUGUUUUUUGCAUCAUAAUCGGGACGCUUCUUCAAGCCUGGGAGAUCUCGAAAGCAAUUUGAAAAGGGUUGUUCUUGGCCUCAAUUCUUUCACAUUGAAGCAACUGCAGAUUUUGGGGCUUAAUAUAAUGUUAUCUUAUCUUGCUUUUCUCUCUUCCUUGUGUACAUGCAUUUCGUUGGAUGAAAUUCCCACGAAUCUUCCAUCGGUUUGGGGCUGCAAAUUGUUGCAGAGGCUUCAUCACAGAAUGUUAGAGGGUUAUCGAUAGCCUACUUAUUCUGGGCAGUGGAAUGCAGUCAAGGGAGUGCCUCAGGGUAGAAGUAAUGAUGAUGCGAUCUUCCGUAAUGUAAACUGUCUUGUGGUCUUAGUUUUGUUUACUAGUUAUAGAACUGUUUGAACAC
Molecule: messenger RNA, 451 nt
Organism: Linum tenue
Lineage: Eukaryota; Viridiplantae; Streptophyta; Magnoliopsida; Malpighiales; Linaceae
Source: the annotation of a GenBank genome assembly